Messenger RNA from Trichogramma pretiosum, 3505 nucleotides. RefSeq names its product dihydroxyacetone phosphate acyltransferase (gene Dhap-at). NCBI's taxonomy places the organism in Eukaryota, Metazoa, Arthropoda, Insecta, Hymenoptera, Trichogrammatidae. Gene Ontology annotation, biological process: ether lipid biosynthetic process. Gene Ontology annotation, molecular function: glycerone-phosphate O-acyltransferase activity. The transcript is spliced from 6 exons. Gene Ontology annotation, cellular component: peroxisomal membrane; mitochondrial membrane. The record is from RefSeq and is a predicted model, not a curated record. The coding region runs from base 1340 to 3427 and encodes 695 amino acids.
GUAGGGCUCUCGAGAGCUUUUGUAAUAUUUGUUACACCGACCAUCGUGUGCCCCAGUGAUUACGUUACGUGCUAAAAUCGUGCGUUAUGCAAGUGUAUAAGGGGAUCACGGCGUCGCUAGUACUGUUUUGUGCAGUUGCACUUCUGCACUGCACGGGGUGAUAUUAUAGAUCAUGCGCAGAGCUGAGCUUGCAAGUUACGUGUGUACGUAAUAUAAACCCUCGUCGCUCGGCGUUCUGCUCUCGAAAUAAGGGUGUAUUAUAGAGGCGGUCGUAUCAUUUGUACUACGAUAUGUAGGUGGACGUACGCGUACUACAAUUUCUUAGCGUUGCAUAUAGCUUUCCAACCAUAGCAGAUCUAUAUUGCCGUAGAGCUAUAAGCACUUGUCAAGCUUGCGUCUACUGCAGCGGCGUGUGUAUGUACACACCUUAUAAAAAGCUUAGCCGUGAAUUGGUCGAUAGAACAUAUAUACGUUUCGAAGAACUUGAAGUAAUUAUUUGAUUUAGAGCUGAAAAUCUACCGAAGGUGACAUUUGCUAUAGCUCCAAGUGUACGGAGAGCCGAUGCAAUACCUGACUCACAGCACUGUCGUACCUGCUAGCUCGUAUGUACACAAGACAUUUAUUGCCGGUGUCGCGUAGAAUGUAAUAGCGCAAUUGCAAUGUUUUUAGCAUAAAAAAAAGGGAUUACAUUGCACUUGUGCCCUCGUGAUAUCGCAGUUUUAUAGUCCACAGGCACGCGCAUACUACACGAAAGCCGCUGCUCGACGGCACAUUAUAUACUGUGUUGCUUUUCUUAUCUUGAGAGGAGGCGAGCGAAAUAUGCAAGUGCAUGUGUGAGCGAUCACCGAGUGCAAUUACAAAUCCAAAGAUUAUUUGCUAGAAUAUACUCGAUAUGUACCGACACGUAUCCACGUAGGACGCGUAACACGUAUUGCCUAGUCAAGAGUAAGAGAGAGGCCACAAGAUGCUUCAUCGAUAUUUGCUCAGUAUUAUAUACACCGCGACAGGCCGCAACACUCGCGAGUGGCCGUUUUAUUUGAUCUAAGCUAUAAGCUUUGAAAAUUAUUCAGGCAGGAGCGUACACGAAUAGAUUUAUGAAUGUGCGAGAAACCAACGUUGUCGAGGUCAGCUGUUAUUGAAUUAAGAAGUCAUUUUACAUGUGAAUUUUCUCAAAAACACACACCGCAUUUGCAUAAUAAUAGUGAUGAGGCUUGGCAGAGAGUACGUCAAGAUAUCUUGCCAGUGUGUUAUUACUUUUAGUCGAUAAAGGAUGCAAAGGAUAGUAUCCAUUUGAGCAACAGUAUUUUCUUUGUUUAUUGAUCAGCAAUAGAAAACAAACAUGAAGGAAGAAAAUGAAAAGUUCACGGAUGUGCUUACAGAAAGGAGGAAAACUUAUGAUUUCCUUUGGGCAUCAAGAAGCUUGCAGCUUCAACCAGCUUAUAAAAGGUCUGGUGGUUGGAUAUACUCCAGAAAAGAAAUUAUCGACCAUGUUUUGGAGAAUCAAAAUGUAGAACUUGCCCUUAACGUUAUGGCACGUCAAAAGAAUGUUCCAUUGACUGUUGUUCAAAAUGAAGCUCGACUAAUUAUUGAAGAAAUAGCUGGAAAAAUGCAUAUGCCAACAGUCAGAUGGCUAGCUCUUAUACUAUCAAAAAUAUUGAAAAGGAUACUAGUUAGUAUUAGAUUGAACGACGAUAUGCUUAUUCAUGUAAAGAAUGAAAUGCGCAAGAAUGUUUCACAGUUUGUUUUUGUGCCUACCCAUAGAAGUUACAUGGAUUUCAUUUUGUUAUCAUAUUUAUUUUUUACCUACGACAUGACAAUACCCAAUAUUGCUAGUGGAAUGGAUUUUUACCACAUGAAAUAUGUUGGAGAAAUGUUGAGGAAAUUAGGUGCUUUUUAUAUGAGAAGGACUUUUUCCAAUGAUCCAUUUUACAAGCAUAUAUUUAAAGCUUAUAUUAGUACAUUAGUCGCACACAGUGACAGAGCCAUAGAAUUUUUUAUUGAAGGAACAAGGAGUCGUAGUCAAAAGACAUUAACUCCUAAAUAUGGUUUAUUGUCUAUGAUUUUGGAAUCUUUGUAUCUCAGUCAAGUGCCAGAAAUAACAUUUAUUCCUGUCAGCAUUUCAUAUGACAAGCCAUUAGAAGAGCGUUUAUUUGCCUAUGAGCUUUUAGGAGUUCCAAAACCUCCAGAAACUACUUCUGGGCUAUUUCGUUCAUUGUCAAUACUUAAAGAACCUCUUGCUUAUGGAAAUGUAUUUUUCAAAUUUGGAACACCAAUAAGAGCUGGUGAUUACAUUACUCAUCAAGUGAGGUUUGAAAAUGUUUGCAGACCAGAAAAAAAGUUACCACACGAAAUCACUACAAAAUUGGCUUAUGAUAUUAUUGAAUGCCAUAAACAAAAUACCAUCUUAUUGCCAUUUAAUCUUGUUGCAUUGUUAUUCAAUAACAGAGUAUAUACAAAUCCAAAAGAUUUUUAUUCUGUGGAUAAUUUAAUUCUUGAUUAUAAGUGGCUGAAACAAAUUUUAAUAGAAAAAUUUCAAAUUAAUUUUAAUCCUACAGCUGUAAAUGCACCUACACCUGAAAGUAUGAAAGAAGAUAUUGACAAAUAUGAAGUAUUAAAUUCUUUACAAAAUCAUAAAGACUUACUAGGAAUUGAUUCAGAUCAAAAUAUAAAAAUUAAAGAUAGACACAUUGGAGGUAUUCAAUCAAAAAGUAUUAAAGGAUACUCAUUGAAAGAAACAACUUUGAAAUUAGCUAUACCAGUAAUCAAUAUAAUGAUAUACGUCAAUCCUGUUUUUGCAUAUUUAAGUAGACCAGCAAUGGCAGCGUUUUGUAUACUAACAUCUCAAAAAGAUUUAGUAUUGAAAAAUUAUAUAAUGUUGAGAUCUCUUUUGAGUGGAGAAUUUGCUUUGCCCACAAAUUUAAAUGAAUCGGACAUACAAAAAGAAGGAGAGAUGAUGACUGAAUUUUUAUCUCAAGAUAUUUAUAUACAACCUUUUGAUGAAAAUGCUAUUGAUAACAAAAAUCGAUUAAAUUUAAUUUUGAGUAUUUUAAUCUUGCCAUUUGUAGGAUGUUUACAAAAUAUUUGUAAAGUUUUGAUAGAGUGGUGUAAUGUGCAUAACUUAUUACAAAAAACCAUCGUGAUAGAAUGCCAAAAAUUAAUGGAAGAAUCGUUGUAUCAUGCAACUGAAUUAAGUAGACAUCCGUACACUCUUGCUUUGGAUGUUUAUCCAGCUAUAUUAUCUAGUCUUGUUAAGUGUGGACACGUUACCCUUGAUGAAAAUCAGUUUUACAAACCAAACAAAGAAAAUCUAGUAUCAAUUGUUGUUGAGCUAGAUAAUAUGUUAGGACAAUGUUCGAACGGAUCAUAUUUGAAUGCUUUUCCCUCACUCAUUCCAGAGGAGAUUUUAAAUCUCCAGGCUAAACUGUAAUUACCCUAGUUUCAUUCUCUAAGUCAUGUUCAUUUAUUGUAUCUUAUAAAUUGCAAUAAAUUUUUAUUGUUACAUAAA